This is a messenger RNA of Rhagoletis pomonella (apple maggot), 1785 nucleotides long. Its product is annotated as insulin-like growth factor-binding protein complex acid labile subunit. The coding region runs from base 1 to 1785 and encodes 594 amino acids. Gene Ontology annotation, molecular function: protein binding. NCBI's taxonomy places the organism in Eukaryota, Metazoa, Arthropoda, Insecta, Diptera, Tephritidae. The record is from RefSeq and is a predicted model, not a curated record. The transcript is spliced from 2 exons.
AUGCGCCAACCACAAAACGCCACUACUCUGCAAGAAGCUGUAAUUGGUCUCUCGGCUUUAUUAUUGCUGCUCACAUGCCACUGGCUGUCUUGCCAGGCUGCUGAUAACAACGAACGGGAUUUCACCAGCGACGUUUGCGCCGGGAUUGCUGAGAAUAGCACCUGCAACUGCACUUACAGCAGCAAAUAUGAUUCAGCCUCUAUCGGCUGCAGCAGUGCGGACGGUGGCACGCACAUACAAAUUUCAAUUUACGAGAAGACCGAUGUGGAGAUAUUUUGCACACCAGCCGUGGAUACGUACCCGACUGUAUCCGCGGAGCUGCUGGCGCGCGUACCGCUACUUGGAGGGAUGCGUAAGUCACUCUUUCUUGGCGUUCACCACUGUGUGCCCUUCACCGAGUUGUUGGCACACAUGCAGUUGACGCACGGCAGCAUUUUGCAUGUACAUGGUCUUGGAAUGUUGCCUUUACUAGCCGCACGACAUUUCGGACAUAACCUUAGCUUUUUGCAGACGAUAAGUGAUUUGGAGUUGCUGGCGCAGCCGCAGCAGCGCACAUUGGCCGCUGCCCAGCAGUUAGACGCUGAUUUGUUUACUGCUUUUACGUCACUUUGGAGCCUGAAACUCGACUUGAACUUCACGCAUUUGCCGCCGGGCAUUUUUCGCCCACUGGGUGCCAAUUUAAUUGACUUGAUGAUAUAUGGCGGACUGCUGGAAUUUCCACGCGCAGCGCUAGCGCCACUCGCGUCCCUCAACUCGCUCACCAUGAUGCGUCAUCAGCUGACGGAUCGCUUACGCAAAGAUGAUUUUGAGGGGCUUGGCCUUCUCGAGAUUCUUACGCUACAUAGCUGCAGUAUUUCCGAGCUGCCAGCGCGGAUUUUUGAGCCACUGCCAGCACUAAAGCGGCUGCGCCUAACCUCAAACCAAGUGCGUGAGCUUCCUACUGCGCUUUUCGUGGCCCAAAAACGCCUACAGGUGUUGGACCUGAGUCGCAAUGAGCUCGAAUCGCUGCCACCUGGCUUAUUUCACCCGUCCACAAAGCUAGUGAGCUUGGCUUUGUCACACAAUCGUUUGCUGCAGCUCAGCGCGCAUACACUUCCUACACUACACGCGCUGGUAGAACUUAAUUUGGAUAACAAUGGCUUGCGCGCAAUCGCCCCCGGCAGUCUGGCGCAAGCGCAGCGGCUGGAGAUACUUAUGCUCUAUAACAAUCAGCUAAAUUGGACAAGCGCUGAGGCGUGUGAUGUGCUCGCGGGUCUGCGCAGCCUCAACACGCUUCAACUGCAGAACAACACGCUACAUACCUUAUGCGCACAGCUGAGCGCGCCCAACCACACCACAAGCCGCCUGCGUUUGCUUGAUGUACGAUACAAUAGCAUAGCGCGCUUGCCCGCGCAGCUAAUCCGCACGCUAAACGACAGCACGUCGCUGAAAGACUUGUAUCUCUCGCAUAAUCCAUGGAAGUGUGACUGCAGCGCCGCGUUGCUGCAUGGCUUCGUAAAGCACAAUCGCUUGCGUUACCGCGACAUGCUUGAAGUGCGUUGCGACGAUCCGCAGAUGCCGCCGCUCGUUGAACUAACCUACCGCGACUUCUGUCUACCCGAUCUAGGCGUGAGCUUGACAUUUGUGUUAGCCUUCACUGUGCUUUCGGCCCUCAUCCUGCUGGCCGUCAGCACCGCACUUUGCUACUACAAAUACAAGCUGCAGCUGCAAAUCUGGCUUUACGAUUUUAAUUAUACCACAAUUUUAGCCGCACAACCGCACUGUGCGCCCACCGGUGUACAAUAG